AUGCUCCUGUCGAGUGACGCACGCGACGGGGGCCGGGAGGUUGCACUUCCAUUUUGCUGGCUGUACGGUGGCUCCGCAGACCGCCCAUCCAUAGCACCGCCUGUGGUGCCACCACCGGGGUGCUGCCACUCGCUGGUGAGCUAUCAAGAUCGCUAUCUCAUUUUAUUUGGCGGGGGAUCGCUCGCAAACUUCGCGAAUGACGUGUUUGUGUACGACAUGGAUAGCCGCCGCUGGUCGAGAAAGACCCCUGAAAACAGCGACAUGGUGCCACCACGAUUGGCACACUCUUCCGUUAUCCAUGGGGACAAGAUGAUCGUGUAUGGUGGGCAAGACCUCUGCAGUCCUGUAGUGUAUGAUGAUGUCCUGGAGCUUGACCUUGCUACCUGGAGGUGGUCUGUACUGCAGCACGCUCAGGCCGGUCCGGGAGGACCUGGUGCGCGUCGUCUUCACAACGCGCAUGUCGUAGGCAAUCGCAUGUACGUGCUGAUGGGCACUCCGGCGCCGCCGAGAGAGACUCCGCUGUGGUACCUGGACCUGCACACUAAUGUGUGGUUCCAUCUCCAGCCGACCAUCUCGCACGAUAGUGACACGGCCGACGAGCCCGCUGCCAUGCUUUCGCUGUGCGGCUGUAGCUCUGCGGCCUCAGGGGAUUGCAUCUACCUCUUCGGCGGGUACUUCGCUGAGGACGGUGAGCGUAGCUCCCUUUCCUACCGCGAGUAUGUGAACUCCCUCUUCGAAUACAAUACGAGGCUCAAUAUGUGGCGCGCGGUGAGGCUGCACCCGCUUGCGCCAUGCCCCGCUCCCCGGUAUGCCGCUUCCCUGGCCGUGCACGCCAACUGCCUGUACCUCUUCGGCGGCGACGCGAAUCAGUCAGACGUGUCCUUGUACUUUAGCGAUCUCUGGCGUAUCCGUGUCCAGGAUGACCUGGCGACGUGGUGCAAGGUGAAUGUUGCUGGUGCGUUGCGCCCCUCCGCUCGCAGCGGCUGUGCGUACACCUGUGCGCGGGCCUCGCUCUUCAUCGUGGGCGGUGAGCUUCCUGUUAGCGACGUCACCAUUCCUUGGCUCUACACUGCGGACCUCUUUCAGCUUCCCUUCGGCUACUCUGGUCAGCUUACACUGCGUGUCGCUGUGGCGCGCUGGCUUGGAGCCGCCGCUGGACAAUUCCGCGAGCUGUCUUCGCUACCAGAAGAGUUCCCACUGACGUUGGGUGCGCGGUGUGCUCUCGACGAGUACUUUGGAAGCUGA
Leishmania braziliensis MHOM/BR/75/M2904 is the source of this 1245-nucleotide messenger RNA. RefSeq lists its product as hypothetical. The transcript has a single exon. The coding region runs from base 1 to 1245 and encodes 414 amino acids. Gene Ontology annotation, molecular function: protein binding. The record is from RefSeq and is a predicted model, not a curated record. NCBI's taxonomy places the organism in Eukaryota, Euglenozoa, Kinetoplastea, Trypanosomatida, Trypanosomatidae.